Messenger RNA from Rubroshorea leprosula, 3486 nucleotides. Lineage: Eukaryota; Viridiplantae; Streptophyta; Magnoliopsida; Malvales; Dipterocarpaceae. The record is from the annotation of a GenBank genome assembly.
AAAAAACCCUAAUUUUAUUACAGCUUUCGAUUCUUUAUGUAAAAAAAAAAUUUCCCAAUUUUCUCUGCGAUAAUCCCAUCAUAAUCCCCACCCACUGUCACUUCUCUCUUACUCCCUUCACCAACCUUCUCUCUCCCUUUGUUUUGGGUUUAUCGUUUUGUUUUGAAUCUUCGUAAUUUGAUUAAUUGCUCAGGAUCAUUCGGAAUCAGCUGGGUUUUUGUAAUUGGGGUUUGUUUUGGGAGUUGAAUUGUGGGUUUGGAGCGGGCAUUGUGAUUGAUUGUGCUGGUUUUUGUGUUUUGGAAAUUUGGAAUUGAUGUGUGUAAUUUGGGAGAAUUUGAAGGUUUGGAAGCGCGAUUGAAUUGGGGAAUUUCGCGAUCUUUGGUGUUAGAGCUGGGAUCCAGAUGAUCUGCUUAUUAGGAUAACAAUUUAACGGUUUGGAUCCAAUAAGGGGAGAAACAGCGCCAUCAGAUGGCGCUGUUCAGACGAUUCUUUUACCGGAAGCCGCCCGAUCGGCUGCUCGAGAUCUCCGAGCGUGUCUACGUUUUUGACUGUUGCUUCUCCACUGAUGUGUUGGAAGAAGAUGAAUACAAGGUGUACCUGGGUGGCAUUGUGGCACAGCUGCAAGAUCACUUUCCUGAAGCUUCUUUCAUGGUGUUUAAUUUUAGAGAAGGUGAGAGGCGGAGCCAAAUUUUUGACAUAUUAUCAAAUUAUGACAUGACGGUUAUGGAGUAUCCCCGGCAAUAUGAACAGUGUCCCCUGCUGCCACUGGAGAUGAUCUACCAUUUUCUUCGAUCAAGUGAAAGUUGGCUAUCACUGGAAGGGCAGCAAAAUGUGCUCUUGAUGCACUGUGAAAGGGGAGGUUGGCCUGUGCUUGCAUUCAUGCUUGCAGGUCUUCUCUUGUACCGAAAACAGUACAAUGGUGAGCAGAAGACCCUUGAAAUGGUCUACAAGCAAGCUCCAAAAGAGCUUCUCCAGCUCUUGUCUCCUUUGAAUCCACAGCCUUCCCAGUUGAGGUUUCUUCAGUACAUCUCUAGGAGAAAUUUGGGUACUGGUUGGCCUCCAUCAGAUACUCCUUUACUUUUGGAUUGUCUGAUAUUAAGAGUUCUUCCACUCUUUGAUGGGGGAAAAGGCUGCCGGCCAGUAAUUCGUAUAUAUGGCCAGGACCCUAUUAAUCCAACUAAUAGAACUUCUAAGCUUCUCUUUUCAACUUCAAAGACAAAAAAACAUAUUCGCCAUUACCUACAGGACGAGUGUGCGUCGGUGACAAUAGACAUUCACUGCCGCGUUCAAGGGGAUAUUGUGCUUGAGUGCAUUCAUCUGGAUGAAGACCUGGAAGCUGAGGAAAUGAUGUUUAGGGUAGUGUUUCAUACGGCAUUUGUGCAGAGAAAUAUUUUGAUGCUCAACCGUGAUGAUAUUGAUGUAUCGUGGGAUGCCAAGGAUCAAUUUCCAAAGGAUUUUAGAGCUGAGGUACUCUUUAUGGAUGCUUCUGCUGUCCCUAAUAUCACCACAGUCCCGGCCAGUGAAGAUGAAAAUGAGACAGACAGUGUUUCUCCUGAGGAAUUUUUUGAGGUGGAAGAGAUCUUUGGCAAUGCAGUUGAGGCCCAGGAAGGAAAAGUGGAUGAUUAUAUUCAUAUUGUUCACAAAAGCAGAACUGAUGGUGCAGAGCAUAAAGAUGUCUUCAGAGAGGCAGUGGACCCUCACACAUUUCAAGAUUGUGCAUCGGAUGAUGGGAAUUACAAACAUGAUGUCGAGAUGGAUUCUAAUAUAGAUGCCGUUAAGGACAUUGCUGUGGAUGAUGUGAAGUACAAGUUAGAUGAAAUGGCGGAUUCUGAUCAUGCUGUGAAAGACAUAGCUAUAGAUAAUGGGGAUAUCAGGUCUGCAAUUGCUGACAUGCCGAGAGAUACAGAAACCAAGGAGGUAAUGGAGGAUAUGGGUGACAAUUUGAAAGAGAUUGAUGAUAAAGAUAAUAUAGAAGACACAAUUCUACAGAAGAAUCUAGAAUCAAAGGUCUCAUUUCAAAAGUCAAAUUCUGCUGAAGCCUUUAGACCUAAAUCAGAUAAAGCAUCAGUGCCGCCUAGCCCCAAGAAACAGCCUACUCUGAUUAAGAAACCAUCUUCAGAUAGUGCUUUGGUCAAACAGAAGACCAAGCAGCAAGAACCUCAAGGUACUGCUGCAAGGCUAGCAAAGCCAAAUGCAGUAUCUCGGUGGAUCCCUCCUAACAAAGGCUCUUAUACCAAUUCAAUGCAUGUCUAUUAUCCACCAGCAAGAUAUAACAGUGCACCACCAGCAAUUGCCACUAAUGCUUCUCUCAAAGCAUCUAAUUCAGGUGCAAAUUUAAAUUCAUUUUCUGGUGCUGUGGUGUCAAAGGAUGUUCCAUCUGAGCCAAAAAUUCAAAAGGGCGAGCCUUUGAAGCUUGCAGAGUCUGUAAAAGGCAUGCCUUCUUCAAUUCUUUCACCAAUCACUCCUGAUACUCAGCAAACUGUUUCUCCUCCACCCCCACCUCCACCACCUCCUCCUCCUCUGGCUAAGUCUUCUUUACCAUUUCCUCAAGCAUUACUGAAGAAGACAAUGACAACUUCCCCUCCCCCCCCCCCCCCCCCACCACCUCCUCCUCCUUUUGCGCCAGCUAGUGGACAGAAUAUUGGCAUGGUCUUGCAUACUGCACCACCACCUCCACCACCACCACCACCUCCACCCCCUUUAUCUAGUAAGCAAACCAUUUGGUUGGCAUUGCCUCCAACUCCACCUCCACCACCUUGGAAUUCUGAUUAUUCUUUAGUUGCCCCUACCACUAUGGAUUCAUCUCCGCCGCCACCACCACCACCACCUCCUCCUCCCCCCUUUCAUGGUACAUCAAUUGCACAGAAACUGGUUAGAGUUCCUCUGCCUGCUCCUCCUCCACCUCCUCCACCUCCAUCAAUGCCAAGUAUACCACCUCCUCCCAUGCAUGGUGCAGCACCCUCUCCACCUGUUCCUAGGCAAGUCCCACCUCCCAAGCAAGGAGUACCAUCUCCACCACCACCACCACCACCACCACCACGAAGCUAUGGAGCCCCAAUUCCAUUACCAUCACAACCACAACCUCCAAGGCAAGGUGCUCCACCUCCACCUCCACCUCCACCUCCACCUCCACCUUUUUCUCAUGCAGCUCCACCUCCACCACCACCACCACUGCCUCCACCUCUUUCACGCGGAGCUUCACCUCCACCUCCACCUCCACCUCCACCUCCACCUCCACCACCUCCUCCAGGGCGUGGAGCUCCGCGCCCUCCACCUCCUCCUAUAGGUCGAGCACCACCACCACCUCCUCCUAUUGGUGUGAUGUAACUAAGAAGAAUUUUCAGAGCUUUUCAAUUUUUACAAAUGUAAAGAAGUAUAAGAACUUGUUUAUAAUUUAUACCUUUUAUUAUGUUUUUAUUGAUUUGAAUGUUAAUGUGUUUUAUAGUUAUGUUUUUUAUUUGAUGUUAAUAUAUUUUUACAUUAUCU